UCAAUAUUUUUUGGGAAUACGCGUUACGAAUCAUGAUUCGAAGGCAUCGGAAAUGUUGACAAAGGCCCAAUAGUAUGCUCCGAAUGAAUCAAUCAGAUGCUACCUGGGAAUUCCACCAGAGAAAGGGGUGUCAAAUACCCUCAAGAGGACUUUGUGAAAGCGUCGAUAAAAGCAUCCCAAACUUUUGCCCAGACCCUUCAAGCGUCAACAGUACAGGUGUACUAUAGCGUAGAUGAUUGCAAUCGAAAGCUUGUAACAGAUAGAAUAUUCGCUUAUUCAUCAUCAGUUAAGGUACCGCCGCUAAGGUUGAGAUUCUUCAAUGACGUCAGUCGAAGACACUACUUGGUAACAUGA
Molecule: messenger RNA, 354 nt
Organism: Acanthoscelides obtectus
Lineage: Eukaryota; Metazoa; Arthropoda; Insecta; Coleoptera; Chrysomelidae
Source: the annotation of a GenBank genome assembly